AUGGCCCCCCACGCAAAUUCGGAUGUUGCUGCCAGUGGCGCCGUGAACGGGUCCGCUCAUGCUGCUCGCGCCCCUCUAUUUACCGUCAACUCGCCCAAUGUCGAGUACACCGACAAUGAAAUCAAGAGUACCUAUGCUUAUCAUACUACCGAUAUCACCCGCGCUGCGGAUGGUAAGCUUGUCGCCACCCCCAAGGCGGCCAACUAUCAGUUCAAGGUCGACCGUAAGGUUGGCAAGGUUGGUCUGAUGAUGGUCGGCUGGGGUGGUAACAACGGUUCCACCGUGACUGCCGGUAUUAUCGGAAACCGCCAGAACCUUACUUGGGAGACCAAGGAGGGUCCGCGUGCUGCCAACUACUAUGGGUCUCUUGUCAUGAGCUCUACCAUCAAGCUUGGAACCGACUCCAAGACCGGCGACGAGAUCAACAUUCCCUUCAAUGAUAUGCUGCCUAUGGUCCACCCCAACGAUCUUGUCAUUGGCGGCUGGGACAUCAGCAGUAUGAACCUUGCUGACUCUAUGGACCGUGCUCAGGUCCUUGAGCCUACUCUCAAGCAGCUUGUUCGCAAGCAGAUGGCCGAGUUGAAGCCCCUUCCCAGUGUCUACUACCCUGACUUCAUCGCUGCCAACCAGGAGGACCGUGCCGACAACGUCCUCGAGGGUUCUAAGGCUACCUGGGCACACGUGGAGAAGAUCCAGGCCGACAUUCGCAACUUCAAGGCUGAAAAUGGUCUCGACAAAGUGAUCGUCAUGUGGACUGCCAAUACCGAGCGUUACGCCGACAUCGUCCCUGGCGUCAACGACACCGCCGACAACCUUCUGAACUCCAUCAAGACUGGUCACGCUGAAGUCUCCCCCUCGACAAUCUUCGCGGUUGCCUGUAUCUUGGACAAGACUCCUUUCAUCAAUGGAUCCCCCCAAAACACCUUUGUUCCCGGUGCCCUUGACCUCGCUGAGAAGCACAAUGCCUUCAUCGGUGGUGACGAUUUCAAGUCUGGCCAGACCAAGAUGAAGUCGGCUCUUGUUGACUUUCUGAUCAACGCUGGUAUCAAACUUACCUCGAUUGCCAGCUACAACCACCUUGGUAACAAUGACGGCAAGAACUUGAGCUCUCAAAAGCAGUUCCGUUCCAAGGAGAUCUCCAAGUCCAAUGUAGUCGAUGACAUGGUUGCUGCCAACCACAUUCUGUAUGAGAAGGAUGAGCACCCCGACCACUGUGUUGUGAUCAAGUACAUGCCUGGCGUUGGUGACAACAAGCGUGCUCUCGAUGAGUACUAUGCGGAGAUUUUCAUGGGAGGUCACCAGACCAUCAGCUUGUUCAACAUCUGUGAGGAUUCGCUGCUUGCCUCUCCUCUCAUCAUUGACUUGGUUGUGCUUGCCGAGAUGAUGACUCGUAUUAGCUGGAAGGCCGAUGACGACGCUGAAUACAAGGGCUUCCACAGCGUCCUCAGUGUGCUGAGCUACAUGCUCAAGGCUCCCUUGACUCCACCUGGCACCCCAGUUGUCAACUCCCUGGCCAAGCAGCGCAGCGCUCUCACCAACAUCUUCCGUGCCUGUGUUGGCUUGCAGCCUGAGUCCGACAUGACUCUUGAGCACAAGCUGUUCUAG
This is a messenger RNA of Aspergillus puulaauensis, 1605 nucleotides long. RefSeq names its product inositol-3-phosphate synthase INO1 (gene INO1). The record is from RefSeq and is a predicted model, not a curated record. Bases 1 to 1605 code for a protein of 534 amino acids. Gene Ontology annotation, cellular component: cytoplasm. Gene Ontology annotation, molecular function: inositol-3-phosphate synthase activity. Gene Ontology annotation, biological process: phospholipid biosynthetic process; inositol biosynthetic process. The transcript has 2 exons. NCBI's taxonomy places the organism in Eukaryota, Fungi, Ascomycota, Eurotiomycetes, Eurotiales, Aspergillaceae.